GGGUCUGGGUCACAACGGGGAAUACCCGUGAGUGCGUUCAGUUCUUCUUCCAACAGUAUCUCUUCUGUUUUUAGUUAAUCUGGAUAAGAAAAAUUCAAGUACUAAAUCGUUUUGAAGAGGCAGAGACCGCUAACAGCCAUCAGAAACCUAGAAAAAUAAAUACCCCACCUUCUCUGCCGGGCACUUUAGUUGAUUUUUGGAGUCCAUGAGUGGCGGCAGACAGAGGACCCUUGGUAGUGGGGGUCAGCAUAUAUUGGACUACUUGAAACGGAUGCACGCGGAGAAUCCUUCUUUCUAUUAUGCAGUUCAGGCUCAGGGUGAUAAUGAUCAUACUGCUGGAAACAUAUUUUGGACGGAUGCAACAUCUAGGCUGAACUAUUCUUACUUUGGAGAUACUGUCACAUUUGACACAGCAUACAGAUCGAAUCGGUAUAGGGUUCCAUUUGCCUCUUUCACAGGGCUGAAUCAUCAUGGUCAGCCUGUGUUGUUUGGGUGUGCUCUAAUUCUUAACGAAUCUGAGUCUUCAUUCAUCUGGCUGUUUCAAACCUGGCUUCAUGCAGUGUCUGGGUGCCACCCUGUCUCCAUCACAACUGACCCAGAUAGCUUGAUUCAGGUAGCUGUGACACAGGUUCUUCCUGAAACCCGUCACCGUUUCUGUAAAUGGGGAAUAUUUAGAGAAACACAAGAGAAACUGGCUCAAAUUUAUCAAUCACAUCCUGUGUUUGAAACUGAAUUUCACAAGUGUAUUAAUGAGACUGAAACAAUUGAUGAAUUUGAGUCAGCUUGGCAGUCACUGCUGGAAAGAUACUAUGUAAUGGAUAAUGAAUGGCUGCAAUCAAUGUAUAAUGCUCGGCAACAAUGGGUUCCAGUUUAUAUGCGAGACACCUUUUUUGGCGAGAUGUCUGCUGCUGACAGAAGUGGAGGGAACUUGUUCUUUGAUGGAUAUGUGAAUGCAUCAACUACCAUACAGAUACUCAUAAAACAGUAUGAGAAAGCUGUAGCGAGCUGGCAUGAGAAGGAAUUAAAGGCAGAUUAUGACACUACCAACACUGCACCGGUGCUGAAGACACCAUCUCCAAUGGAAAAACAAGCAGCGAACCUCUAUACAAGAAGAGCAUUUAUGAAAUUUCAAGAGGAAUUGGUUGAGACCCUUGCUAAUCCUGCAACUAAGAUUGAUGACUCAGGAGCCAUCAUAAUGUAUCGUGUGGCCAAAUUUGGUGAAGACCACAAAGCUCGAACUGUCAGUUUCAAUUCUUUUGAGAUGAAAGCUAGCUGCAGCUGCCAAAUGUUUGAAUAUUCAGGAAUAAUUUGUAGGCACAUUUUAGCAGUUUUUAGAGCAAAAAAUGUUCUUACAUUACCUUCUCAAUAUGUAUUAAAACGAUGGACAAGAAAUGCCAAGACCGGAGUUGUGACAGAUGAACCGUCAUCUGAAUUGGCAAAUAAUGCUAGAGAGUCUUUAACGGUUCGAUAUAACAAUCUACGCCAGGAAGCGAUCAAAUAUGUUGAAGAAGGGGCAAAAUCAAUUCACAUUUAUAAUGUUGCAAUGGAUGCUUUACAAGAGGCUACCAGGAAGGUUGCUGCCGCAAAGAAUCAAGGUUCUGGAGUCACUCAUGCCAGCACUUUGACAAAUGGAGGUAGCCAAGAGUUGCAUUUAGCUGAAGGAACUCCAACGCUUCAAUCGACGGAUGAGAAGGAAAAGAAAAUUCGUGAAAUGACAGCGGAGUUGGAAAGCAUAAAUCAUCGAUGCGAAGUUUACCGGACAAAUCUGCUAGCCGUUUUACGAGACAUGGAAGAACAGAAAUUAAAGUUAACAGUGAAGGUGCAAAAUGCGAGGCUUAGUUUGAAAGAAUGAUAGCGUUGUAAGGGCAAGUCAAUAGUCUGCUUUACCAUUCUGUAUCAUUUGUGGCGAAAUAAUUUGUUCAGAUUGUAGUUUAGAAUGUAUGACAAAGACUUCGGAUAAUCUUAUACUACAGUAUUCUUGAAUGUAACUUCAAUCAUAGGGUUCUUCUCAUAA
This is a messenger RNA of Mangifera indica (mango), 2014 nucleotides long. Its product is annotated as protein FAR1-RELATED SEQUENCE 9. Lineage: Eukaryota; Viridiplantae; Streptophyta; Magnoliopsida; Sapindales; Anacardiaceae. The coding region runs from base 206 to 1852 and encodes 548 amino acids. Gene Ontology annotation, biological process: regulation of DNA-templated transcription. The record is from RefSeq and is a predicted model, not a curated record. Gene Ontology annotation, molecular function: zinc ion binding. The transcript is spliced from 3 exons.